CUAAUCAAUGCGAGUGGUUAUGUCUCGUCUCGGGGCAGCGGAGUGAGAGGAGGAACUGUCACUCUUAGCAUGGGGCGGCGAGCCGGACAAAGGCCCUCUUGUAGCCGUCUUAUACAAACCCCAUGUGCACAAGAAAUCCACACAGAACCUGCAGCCCUCCUCCAGCGAGAGCACGCCUAGAAGACUGACAAAAUGAAACCGUCCGUGGUUGCUGCUAUUUUUCUGGUUGGACUUUUGACCACCGAUGCGUUCCCAUCAACCCGCUGGUCCUGCUACAAGAAGAUUCUGAAAGACAGAAACUGUCAUAACGUCGCCAACGGAGUCGAAAUGAUGCGACCCAUCGAUUCUCUGCAGAACCACUUCUGGGAAGGAAACAGAUGCGAUACGGUCUGCUACUGCAACUUCAGCGAACUGCUCUGCUGUCCCAGGGAUGUCUUCUUUGGACCAAAGAUCUCCUUCGUGAUCCCUUGCAAAAAUCGUUAAGGAGGGGGGCGGGAAAGCUGUCUGCUGCCGGCCCUCAGUUGGAGCAGACGGAGAACGCGAUGCAAUUACUCAUUGGACCAUAAGAGCCGUAAUCAAAACACCUUCCUCAUUCUGGUCAGCAUGCACUGUGGUGAUACGCUGUCUGCUCUCCGCAUCUACGUCGGCAACUUUAGAAGACUCGUGAUUUAAUGAAUGAUAGAAGUUUAAAAUUAGAUUAAUUUGAUAUAACGACUGAUAUUUGACACAGCGGUACACAAGGGUAUACUCACGGCCGGAGGGCUUUAUGAACAACAAACAAUUCGGAUAAUAUCAGACAGGUUCAACUAAUUAAAAUUAUGUGGUAACAGUAAAAAAAAAAUCCUCCCAAACAGAAUAAAUGAGAUGUGACCAAUA
Messenger RNA from Megalops cyprinoides (Indo-Pacific tarpon), 876 nucleotides. Its product is annotated as scrapie-responsive protein 1-like. The transcript is spliced from 3 exons. The record is from RefSeq and is a predicted model, not a curated record. Lineage: Eukaryota; Metazoa; Chordata; Actinopteri; Elopiformes; Megalopidae. Bases 193 to 483 code for a protein of 96 amino acids.